Molecule: messenger RNA, 2251 nt
Organism: Amoebophrya sp. A120
Lineage: Eukaryota; Dinophyceae; Syndiniales; Amoebophryaceae
Source: the annotation of a GenBank genome assembly
CUUAUCUAAAUCUUAUACUUAUCCGUCGACGACGAGCACAAUGAUCUUUCUUGGAGAUUUGUCGUCUUUUUUUCUUUCUGCAUUUCCUAUGAUGUGAAAUGAUGUCAGCGACCCAACAAACAAGCGACCUCUUCCCAUCUGCACCUGUGACAAGAUUUGAACCUCACAUGCCCCGUCGUGGUGUUGUAUUGGUGAAAAUGAAGCAGUAGCAAAUGUAAAACUAUAAAGUUGAAGUUGUAUUUUUAUCAUGUGCCUUUUUGAGCGAGAAUAUCGGUGGCGGGAAACCGUAAGAAUCUGAAGAAAUAUGUUGCUUGUCGAAGAAGGCAACUCGGCGGGCACCAGGAAGAUCACGUCGUCUUCUAUGCCCGGACGACAGGAGCCUGCACCAGUCUCCCUCCAGCAUCAGGAUGGCGAGCUAGUACCUGCUGAACUCCCUCCGGAGCUGCAAGAGCAGCCUCCAACCAUGUCCAAGCGCGCUGCCAACAAGUUGCUUCACAAGCAGAGCAAGCGACUCCGGCGCCACGACGACCGCGUGAAGAAGCACGAGGAAUUGCUUGAAAAGGCGAAGGAACUGCGCAAGGAAAUAUCACAAGAUCUGCCGCGGCUGACGGUCCCAGAUGCAUCGCUCUAUCAAAACCUCAGGGAAUUUUGCGAAACGGAAAUUCUGAAGGGAAAAGAAGCGUCUAUUGAUGAAGGAUAUCCUCACAAUCAUGAAGAGAGCUCUGACCCAUCUACGGCGGAGGGCAUUGUUGGCGCUUUCCUUCGGCGACCGACCGCUUAUCAUGCCAAGUACGCCGCCCAAGAGCUCUGUCUCGCAUACCAGGUCUGGCGAUUGAUUCGCGCACAGGAGCAGAGGUCGUGCCGGGGGGAGACUGGAAGAGCAUCACAAGCAGCGGCGAGGACGACCACGACGAACGGUGAAAGGACAUUACAACGACCCGUAGACGCUCUUGUGGAUGUUGGGGCCGGAAACGCGAAUCUCAGCCUUUUUCUCGCUUUGCUGUUCGAUCUGCCGGUGCUGAUGGUGGAAAUGGACUCCCCAAGAAAGGAAUUGCGGGGCGAAGAGUGUCUUCCUACAGAUGAGGGUGGUGACAGGGAAGAUGUUGAUGACCAACGAGGCACUUUGGCAAGGGAGGUCAGAAGAAACCUAAUCCGCGUUCCAGACACGAGGAUAGAAGGCUACACACUGCCGAGCGAGUACCAGAGUGUCAUCGUUAUCGGCAAGCAUCUGUGCGGCCCAGGAACCGACGCGGCGAUCGAGUUUAUCGCAAGAAAUGAAAGUCGGGUCGCCGGAUGCGUGUUCGCCACGUGCUGCUUCAACAAAAUUUGCAACGACCAUUACUUCGCAGAAUGCUAUGGCGAUUUGCUGUUGAGAAACAAGAAAAACACGUCAGUCGCAGAGGUGGAAGGUCGUCGCGAGGACAACUUUGUUUGCGAGAGCGUGGAAGCCGAGGACGACAGCACAGGAGAUCAUGACGCAACUUCCGCAGCAAUUUCGAGCAUACAAAUCAAACAGCGCAUCCAAGAGCUGGCGCGCAUGACUUCGUGGCGAAACACGCAUCUUACCGAUAACAGCCUGAUUAGCGAGCCGAUGCUGCGAGAAGCCGAAUUUUUCGAGUCCUGGAUCCAGCAAUCGAGAAUACACCGGCUCAAGCAAAUUUUCACUGCGAGCGACGUGGACGAAUUUCUCUACUGCCGCAGCGGCGCGCAUUCGCAACAGAACAGGUGCCUAAUCGCAGGAACAACGUCAAGAGCUAAAAGAAGUCACCAGAAUGACCAAGUCGAAAGCUGCGACACACAAAUACAACAAACAGACGCUGAGAGGGUACCAGCCGAGGACUACUUGAGCACCGAACUUCCGUCUUUUUGGCAACGGAUAAGGCAUCGUGCGCACUUUCUUUCCUCGAUAUUACCAAUCGACCUGAGACCCGUCGGGCUCGUCUCAGCGCGAUACAACUUUGAUGGCCGGGGCUUGUUGAAGAAGGCUGGAAAAGACUUAGAUAUCUGUCCAACAGUAGCAGAGGUGGACGAAGAAGACAUUCUUGACGGAUCCACUGCUUCCUCUCUAGCAGAAGUAGUCCCUUCGACUUGACGUUGACGAGGACCUCCACCCUCACACUCGUGCGCCUGACAACUGGCUUCUUGAACACAAUAAAUGAUGAAAGUAGAUCGAACAAAAGUAGUUCUUUUUUACCGAGCAGCACUUUCACCGGCGACCUCAAUCUUCAACGACGCAUCCCUACAGCAGCAU